Molecule: messenger RNA, 5125 nt
Organism: Rhagoletis pomonella (apple maggot)
Lineage: Eukaryota; Metazoa; Arthropoda; Insecta; Diptera; Tephritidae
Source: RefSeq, a predicted model, not a curated record
ACAAUAAGCUUUCAUCCUGCCAAAUCUCUCACAGUCGCUGAGAGCAAAGACAUUUUAUAGAAGAGCAGCUCCACAUGAAUGUGACCGAGCAGUUUGCUUAUGUUUUAGUCCUUUCGCAGACACACGACCGACAGUAGCGCGAGUCAGCAAGCUGAGUGACAUUCACUAGUGUAUAAAAGUAGCUCGCGUAAAAAAAUUACUAACUAAAUACAGAAAUUAAUAAAGAAAAAUAUCUAUCACAAACAUCGUUUAGCUGCCAUCUAAGCUUAAAAAUAUUAGUAUCAACUUAUUCGUAAUUAAUAUAGAAAUAUGUAAGAGUUUGUAUUUUAUUAAAAUAAAUCGCGAAAACGUGACUAUCCAAUAGGCAAAAAUAUUGCAUUUCGCCAUGGCUAGUGUGUGCGAAAAUGUAGUAUAAGCGAAGUUGCCAAGAAUUGGGUGCAAGUAGGUAAAAGCCGAGGGAAAUUUUCAAGGACUCGUCGGGACAAUCCACACAUACACGCACAUAUGCACAUAUACUUACAUAUAUACAUAUAUGCAUUCUUCAAUUUGCAUUCAAGCGACCAACAGCAGACUUCAUAUCAAAAGUCGAGCCAGUGAAAUGCAUUUUUGGAUCGAUAAGCGCUCUCAACAAUGUGGCUUUGGAAGAUCACGUGUUGCAGCCUCACUCUCAGGUGCUGGAGGGUCUGGUCUCAGUUUUGGACAUCCACCACGACGCAUAAGCAGCGGCAGUGGCAGUAAAUCGAGCAGUAGAAGCGCACUGCCAGACUGCCAUCACAGCAAUGUGGCUAGCAGCAGCGGCAGCCGUAGUCACCAAUAUCAACAUCCACAUCAGCAUCAACAGCUACAACAACAUCAACAGCAACUGCAGCAAGCAAGUAAUAACAAUAAUUUCAAUGGUGGCAACAAUUGUCAGCAAUCACAUCACAGUAGCAACAAUAGCAAUUAUACUCAAAGUAACAGCAACACCGCCAAUAUCACCGCCAACGCUGCCAACACUGGCGCUUCUAUACAAUCCACCACCGCCUCGGUGACGCUCAACAACAAUCCCCACCAGUAUGGUUACCAGCAGACGCAACAUCAUACCAGCGGUAGCGGCUCAAUGCUGAGCCACCAUAUGCCUGCUAAUAGCAAUAUAACGAACAACAACAAUGCCACCACAUCUACGUCCACGGCUACAGCAGCCGAUGCGCGCGCUGUCACGCCCGGAGCGCAAAAUUUUAAUCAACGUGGCGCUGCAUUGUUGCAAAACACUGUUGGCACACCAAAUACGCCGCUCUAUCAACAGCACACAAAUCAAUGCUACGAUAUGCGCAGCUAUCAUCAUCCCCAGUUUGGCAACAUGUCGGUGCGACAUUAUCAAUAUCCUGGCAGAAAUUGCACUGGUCCAACACAUACCAAUGCUGCAAAUUCCGCGGCACAUGCAUAUCGCGGCGGCGGUAACAGCAGCACAAGAGCAAUAGUUGGCGCUACAACUGCAGCGUCUUCAAUGUCCACUAUGCAACAUCUCGAUCAAAUGCCAUAUCGACAACAACAUGCCUUCAGCCACUGCACCACUGGUCCUGCUCAGUCGAAUGAGUCGAUCAUGGGCGGCUCUGCACCCAUUUCCACCAAUACCACAAACACCGCUAGUUACGCAGUGGCCAACACAGCGCAUCGCUAUAGCUCCGCCGCCAUAAAUAUGCGCGCCAGCAAUAUGACUGUGGAUACGGGUGGCGGUGACGCCCAACUGCUGCCCUCACAUCUGAAGUGCGGAAUGUGCGCUUCGUUGGUGCUGGCUUCCGUAUUUGUAGCAGGCGCUAAAUUUUAUUUUGACCAUCAGGGCACCGGCUUGGAGGUGUUGAUCUUCUGCGCUUUCUCCGCCACAUUCUUUUUAGCCGCUUGCACUGUUUCACUCUGCCGCGUACCGAAAGGCCUACUUCCGAGUGGUCGCAAUGCUGUACUCGGCGCGCAACAGCGCACUGAUGCUGAUAGUGGUAUGCAUUGUACGCGUGCUCCCUACGGUAGACGUGACAUCAUGAACAGUGAUGGAACUGGUGGCGGUGAUUUGGGGGGUUUGGAUGACAUACAUGGCGCACCGUUAUGCGGUCAACUGCAAUUGAUUGAGGACUCGGCAAGUGCUGGACCACCACCAUAUCAUAUAGCAAUCUACUUUCCGGAGACAGAGAACAGUGGCAAGGGAAAAGAGGCACCGAUCGAUGAUGAAUCACCGCCGCCGUCCUAUGAUAAGAUACUUAUCUAAAUUUAAAGAGUGAUGUAUAGAAGAGAGAUAAUUUUUACUAUGGCGAAAGCCUAUUAAUAAUCUGAUGUCAAUGAUAUGACAGAAAUCAACCAAUCUUCAUUAUCUUAUAUUGAACAUUUUGUAUAUGUACAUAUAUACAUAUGUAUGUAGAAGUUAUAUCUUCCCAUGACACAUGUCUUCCUUUUACGAGUUUUUAGGAUUAAACUUUGGUAAUCAUAUUUUUAUAUUUUUUUGAAUACAUUCAUUCAUAUACAUAUGUACAUACAUAUAUGCAACGUUUCAUUGCCUAUUUUAAAAGCAGUAAUGGAAGCUGGGCUUGGAUUUCGUCACGGUUCUUGAGUGUGACUUUACAUGAUGCCACGACUAUGAAGAAGUUUUGAGAAAACUUUACCAUAAGGUUGGUCUAAUACUCUAAGAUGAUUCACUUGAAAACAUUCUUGAGUUUAUCUUAUAAAUAAUCCGUGGUGUUCUUCAUUCGUAGAGAAACGGCCAAAAUAAAGUAGAAAAGCCUUUGAGGCAAAGUUACAGUAUUAUUUUUCAAUGCAUUUGAUUCUUGAGUAGAUUAAAAAAAAAAUCGACUACAACGCCCAAAAAAUGCGUUUUCUAAUAGCGGCCACCGCAGGGCAGGAAUGGCAAUUCUACGAGUAUUUUUCUGCCAUUAAAAGACUUCUCAUAAAAACCAUCUGCCGUUCGGAGCGAUGGACCCCGCGAUUUAUGUGAUAACUUCAAGACACGCUCCACAAAUUUUAGGGCAAGCUCGGCCAAACACACAACAAAAAUAUCUGAGUGAAAAAUGCACAAUACGCAAAACGCAAUACGUGUGCAGAAAACAGAACUCAUACUGUAUGCCGACCAUUGUACUGCUUUCGUGUGCCUUUUAUUUAAUCUGCUUUAAAUCUGUAUGAUUUACGAAUAAACUUAAGCAGAUUGCUGGGUGUCAAGGAGCUCAGCUGUCCGUCUCGCAACACAUCGCGGCCGAAUGUCUCAUACCUCAAUUCUUGCAAGGCGAGGCAGAAGCACAAAAGGUCUUCAAGGCAGGAUGGGCAAAUGUAGUUCUAAUGUAUUGUCAGCAGUCCGAACAAGUGUCUCCAAUCCAGUCUGCUCAGUGAGAUCAAGUAAUUAAAUAGACCGUCUGAGAUUGAAGGCAACAUGCAUUUGGCACAUCUCCAGCCCGUCAAUGCCUCCCAGUAAUCGCUGAGCGAAGUAUUCAACCAGUUUCCGAUACUGGCUUCGAUACAAUGACUGGUUGCAGACGGCGGAAUGAACGGUCUGAGCCAAUUCUGGUCAAAUGAUCAGAUAUUCCUUUGCCAGGUACUCCCGAGUAAACUGGCACCCAGAGUAAAGCAUACUCGUUAUGUUUACCAACCAACCUUCAUUCCAACCGUAUUGCAUUGAUAACUCAUAGCAAUUUUAUUUGCCGUGGCCAACAAUAUAGUCGGACAUGCAAAUUUUUUCUGAGAUAAGGCUGGACAUUUCUAGUAGAUUUUUUGGAUCACUGAACUCGCAUCUGAACUCAGAAUUGCUCUAUCACAGGUUUUUCAAAUAUCCUAACCUAGUUAGUUAGUUAGUUAGUUCCGUUUCUGGGUGUACUAGAACAAGAGACACCGCGACCUAAAAGAUAUUUUGUAUCUCUUUAAAGGAGUCCCUAAUCCAAGAUACCUUCGGCUUCCCUAAUAGACGAAUUCCUAAUAACAAAGGGUUCGACCAUCGAAGAUUUAAAAUAAAGCAGUCUUUGUCUGGCUAAAGCCGGACAGGGACAGAAAACAUGCUCCGAAGUUUCAUCAGCCUCGAGGCAGAGCCGGCAUUCCUAACCGGCAGCUUAGAAAUUUUAUUUUAAAAUUUUCAAAUAUUUUUCGAAAGGCUCUAACGAAGGGACAAUGGUGAAAUUACUUUAAUGCGAAAUCCUCGUUAAAAAAAUAGAACUUUCGAGCAUGUGAUAGAGAAAGAUAUAUACAUACUUAAAAAUGCUAUGUAUAUUUUUCCGAGUAAGAAAAAUGUCUUUAGCUACCUAUCCUCGAAAAAAAAUCUGAUAUGACAGAGUAAUUCUGACUUGAGACUGGAAUUCAGCGACUGAAAAUCUGUUAGAAAUGGCUAGCCCUAUCUCAGACAAAAUCAAUGGUAGAAAAUUUGUUGAGUAGUGUUGCCAGAUAAAAUUUUGUGGACAUUUGGCACUUUUUAUAUUUAACCGACUGUCUUCACAUGCUUGAAAAUCUAGCUUGCGUUGUGCUUUUUCCUCUCGCAAGCGAGAUAGAAUUUUUUGAUGAUUUUUGUGUCAUGGAAUUUUGUGGCCAGGGCAUUUGGUAGCAUACUUUUUCAUUUGUAAAAUGUCGUCAAAUAAGAAGGUUGGAGCUUUUCAGCCCAAAUUUGUAUAUUUUCCACCAAAAUAAACGAUGUUUCUACUCUGAAGAAUUCUGCGAAAUAAGAAAAUACCUGCCAGACAACAAAAAAUAUAGUUGAAAGUAUGCGGGAGAUCUCGCAAACCGCUCGGUAUGCGAGAAAAAGUAUGCUUCCUACUUUUUGUGGUCUACAUGUGCGGGAUCUCGCAUGCGUCAUCACGCAAGCGAGAUUUUCCAGCACGUGAAGACGGCCGGUAACGCAAUAGCUCUCUAGGAGCUAGUGUAAUAGUAUUUUAAAAACAAAUCAUUCACGCCUUUAGCUGCUGGAUCCAUGGAUUUGAAUUAUAAAAUGUUUAAUGGAAGUUGAGGAUUAACUUGUUUAAUAUCAAAAAUUGCUAUAGGUAGAUAUAGUAUAUCAAAGUUUUUUUUUUUUUGAUAGAAGUGAACAAAGCUCGAAAACUUUGAUUCAAAGCACAUCUCUCUCUCUCUCUCUACUAACUCUCUAAAAUCUGUGUAUGUAUGUAUGAACGUACGCUCAAUAUUUUUUAUA